UCUUUAACUUCCCCCCUCCAAUAUCCCCUGAAUCUUCCUGAGGUCAUUUUGAUUUUUGAGAGCGAAGUCACCACUGUCUUCCUCAACCGCACUAACUGAGAAAAAAGAGCAAGAAAAGCCGCUAACAAUGGCGGAUGAAGUGCAAGAUAUCGACAAAACGAACGACAUGGAAUCUCAAAUUAAGUCCGCAAUUCUCUCACGCUCCUCUUACUUCCAGGAUCAAGCCGACUCGUUGACGUUCGAGAAAGUGAGAAGGUUACUGGAGAAGGACUUAGGGUUAGAGACUCACGCUUUAGAUGCGCAUAAACGAUUUGUUAAGCAGUGGCUUCAUACGUGCAUAGAAUCUGAGGCUUCUGAAGAUUUGUCCAAGAGCAAAGUUGAUGCUGGGGAAAAUGCCAUUUUAUCUACUGAAGAAGCAGAACCUGUAGAUGAACUUCAUGUGAAGGACGAAGCAGAGGAUCCUAACUCUGGAGAUGCAGAAGCAAUGGAAGAUUCUCCUGUAAUGGGUCUUAUGACAGGACCAAAGAAAGCCGAUGGAGCUGAAGACACUGAAAGUAAAGCUGUACCAAAUGAGAUAGCAAUAAAGAAAGCCAUUUGGGAUCGAGCAUCUUAUCUUAAAGAGAACUCUGAGAGCAUUACAUUGGCUGGACUACGUCGGCUCCUGGAGGAAGACCUUGAACUUGAAAAACGUACAUUGGAUCCUUUCAAGGAGUUUAUAAGUCAGCAAGUGGAUGAGGUAUUUGACUCACCUGAUAUUCCCGAACCAAUUGUGAGUGAGAAGAAGAAGAAUGUUAAAAAAAAUUCUUAUAAAAAAUCCUCUGCCAAAUCUAGCAAAGAGGAAACACAUGCUUCUUCAGAGAAUGAAAGUGAUGAGGUUGAAGAAGAGGAAGUGAAAGUUAGAAAGAGAAGUGCUUCAAAAAGCAAGCCACAGAAAGCAGAGGCAGUCAAAAAACGUAAAAAGACUGAAGAGGAAACAAAAGGAGCUAAAAGGAAACCAAGCAAGAUCGCAAAAUCUACAUCAGAGGGAAGUGGUGAAGAAGAUGGUGAUGAGGGUGAUAAUUCUGAUUCAUCUGCUGAAAAACAUGUGAAGAAGAAGGAGAUUCCUAAACCUUCAUAUGGAAAGCAAGUGGAGCGUUUAAAAUCGGUGAUCAAAUCUUGUGGCAUGAGUAUUUCACCGGCAAUUUACAAGAAAGUCAAACAGGCUCCUGAAAACAAACGUGAAGCCUGCUUGAUAAAGGAGCUUGAAGAGAUGCUUGCAAAGGAGGGAUUGUCCACUAAUCCUUCUGAAAAAGAGAUCAAGGAUGUAAAGAAAAGGAAGGAAAGAACAAAAGAACUUGAGGGCAUAGAUCUGAGCAAUAUCGUUUCAAGUUCUCGCCGACGGUCUACCGCCAGCUUUAUUCCUCCACCUAAGCCCACAAUACCAGAUUUGAGUGAAAGUGAGUCAGAAGAGAGUGAGAAUGAGGAUGACGAUGAGGAUGUUGAAGAGGAGGGGGACGAGGAAGUAGAGAAUGAGGAGGCUGAUGAAGAUCAAGAGAAUGGUGGUCAUAGCAGUCAAAAUGAGGAAUCUGACAAAGGUAAUAGUGAUAGUGAUUAAUUCUGCACAGGCUUCAUUUGAUGGGCCAACGCUCGGGAAUUCGAUAGGGAUAGCAUGAAGAUGUAUUUAUGUGCCAUUUAUCUUUUUUAUUUUAGUGUAGAGUAUUUUAUAGUUUAGGAAGAGCUUUUGUAUUUAGGUGUUGAAUUGGGGCAUAAAGUUAGGUUUCACAAAUCUGGUUUCAGAAGUUCAUAAGUAGGAAUCUGCCAGAGAAGAUAACUAGAACACCUCUGCACUCGGCAAUUUAGAUGAUGCUUUAAUUGUGGUGUGUAGUGAUUAUGACUGUUAUAUCUUUUUCAUUAUAGACCAUUUUUUCACAUAAAUUAAGCAUUUGGGACAA
Molecule: messenger RNA, 1931 nt
Organism: Beta vulgaris subsp. vulgaris (sugar beet)
Lineage: Eukaryota; Viridiplantae; Streptophyta; Magnoliopsida; Caryophyllales; Amaranthaceae
Exons: 9
Coding region: 128-1594 (488 amino acids)
Cellular component (GO): nucleus
Source: RefSeq, a predicted model, not a curated record